UCAUUGGCGAUUGUUAGUACUGGUAUUAGAAGUCCUCUAAGUAACAGUUAUUUCUAGUACUAGUAGUAGUUGUUGCUGAGUAAUAUUUCGCGACGUUUGACCUACUAUGAUUCUGAGCUGUGAUCUGCAGAGACCGGUCGACCGUCAAUGACAAGAUCGUUAUUGUAAUUCAUUGUGAACGUAUUUGCUAUCGCUAGGGCCAGGGGUGUACAUAACUGCACUAGUGCCCUGAGUCAGAUGAGAACGCAGUCACAAAUAAUAAUUUCAGCUCCUGCUCAGAGUCAUAAUACCACCGGUGCGACACCUUCCUCGAUGGAGUCUCAAGUGGACCUUGGCGCUGGUUUAGUGUGAGAAUGGCGGCAGCGGGACCAUGAGCAUUUUGGCACGAACGUUCGAUACUACCAUUCGAGUUUUGCUAUGCAGAAAGCAGACGGUGAAGCGCAUUUUGACCGUAGCUGCUCUCGCAGCCGCCUGGAUAUUCUUUUCGCAUGUUCUGCUGGACAAGCAUGGCACGGCGGGACGGCGUGCCGAUGGCCGUAAUCCAGGAUCUAAAAACAACUUGCGAUCUUCACAGGGAGCCUUGACCAGCGUCUCUGCAGAGUCAGUGCACACGACUGAAGAUUGGUUCGGGCAGGACGUCGACAGCCGGGGUGGUGUGCAGGUAGGCCGCCGUGUGCAAGAUGGUAAUGCAGACUGGCCUGGUGGUGGUGGUCCACGCGGCAUGCCCAGUGAUGAUCAGAAGCCCUUGAUACAGGUCAUCCACAAACCUGGCCUUUUACCUGUCAACGAGCCUGAAGCACAUCCAGCGAGACGUGGCGUUUCAACCCGAUCCGCAUAAUGAACGAGGUAAAUCCCCUGUUCACACUGUGCGUCUACCGUCACGUCGCUUGCCGGGCACGCUACCUCGGGCGACCAAGAAAACGGCAGAACGCGACCGGUUUGGCAGUGACAUUGUGCGGGGCAUGACCGUUGGCGUUGGUGUGGAGCCAAUCGCCCUGCUGGUCCUGUGCAAAGAGCCGUUCUUCUCUCUCUCGCUGGCCGAUAUGCGCGAGCUCCUCGGCAAGCAUCGCAUACGCUUUGAAAUCGGCCGCGGCAGCGCCAGUCCGGAUUCGUUCUUUCCACAGGCACCCAGCAUGGGCGCAGAGCCGCAGGGACGGUACAGUGUGAUUAUAUUCGAGAACUGGUCGCUGUACACUGACGCGCCGGAUGCGAAACGGGAGGAUCUGGAUUCGUACUGCCGCCUCUACGGUGUUGGCAUGGUGGCGUUCGUGUCGCCUGCCUACCCGUUUGUUUUCAAGCAGGUCACCGUGCGCCCGCUGGUGGAUACCACGCGGAACGUCAGCAUGGUGUUGAGAGUGAACGGCCGCUCGCCAAUGCUGCGGAUUGUCCGCGAUGGCGGCGAGAUGCUGACCAGCGUGUCUGGUGGCGACUGGUGUGCGUUUGAGGGCAACACGUCCGCCUUUGAUCCAGUGGAGUACGCCAGGCUGCCGGAUGGCGCCGAUAGCACCGAGUGGCGCAUCUCCUUGCUGGACACUGGGCGUGUGGACGGCAUUCGUCGUGUGCUCUUCUGCCAGCACCCGGGCAUGUACCUCUGGCUGCACAAGGCCUUGUUCCUGGAUGCUGUUAGCCAUCUGUCUCCGGCCACCCUGGGACUGCCACUCGCUCGCCGAUUUCUCGUGGACAUUGACGACAUAUUUGUCGCUUCGCUGGGAACCAAGAUGAGUCCCGAUGAUGUUGAGCAACUUGUCAAGACGCAAGAGGAAGUGAGAAAACAAGUCCCACGCUUCACGUUCAACCUUGGCUUUGUCGGCUCCAAGUUUGCGCAGGGGACACCAUGGGAGGCAAAAGGUGAUCACCAUUUCGUCGAGCUGGCGCAGCACUUUUACUGGUUUCCACACACGUACACGCACAUUGCACCACACAGGACAUGGAAUACCAACAAGAUACCAGUGAGUGGUGCGUACGCCAUUUCUCCAAAGCACUCCGGUGUCUAACCAGUCCACGAGCCCCUGUACACGGCCUGGAGAGAGGUGUGGGGUGUCAAAACAACGUCCACCGAAGAGUACAUGCACUUGAAGCCUGGAUAUAAGCGCCGCGGAUUCAUAUACAGAGGGAUUAAGGUAGUGCCUCGGCAAGUAUGUGGCUUGUACACGCACACGUUCAAGCGCCAGGACUACCCUGGCGGCAUACAGCGACUGCAAGAGACUGCGGAAGGCGGGGACAUGUUUGAGAGCAUUCUACACAACACGAUCUGCAUCUUCAUGACUCACGUGUCAAACUACGGUCAUGACCGCCUGGGCAAUUACGUUGUGAAGGCGGUGGUGGACUACAUCCAGCGCUGGACCAACCUGGAACUGUCCUACUCACCGCCGCACGAGGCUGUCAGCGAAUACUUUGAGCAGCACCUGGACGAGGCCAUGCCGUUCUGGCUGGACCCAUGCAGAGAUCCCAGGCACUACGCCAUCUGGUCUGAGGAGAAGCGUCGUUGCUUCAACCUACCCAACGUACUAGUGGUUGGGCCGCAGAAGACUGGCACGACGGCACUGCUGGACUUCAUGACGCUGCAUCCGAAGAUCUCGCGCAACCGCAAUACACCGAAGCACUUUGAGGAGAUGCAGUUCUUCAGCAACGAUGCCAACUAUCUCCUCGGCCUGGACUGGUACAUGCAGCACAUGCCAUUGGUCAACACUGCCACGAACCUCACCAUCACGUACAAUGCCAGUGAUACCAUCGAGAAGCCGGCUCACUUCAUCGUUGAGAAGAGCGCUACGUACUUCGACAGCUACAUGUCACCGCUGCGCGCCUGGCGUCUGAUGCCCUCCGUCAAGGUCAUUGUGAUACUGGUUGAUCCGGUCAAGAGAGCGUACUCCUGGUGGCAGCAUCAAGUGGCCCACAAAGACCCAAUCACAACUCAGGUGUCGUUCCGCACGCUGCUGUUGCGCAAUCACCGGCACAAUCGGGCUAAGUCAGUUCUGAAACAACGAUGCCUCUUCCCAGGCCAGUAUGCAGUCCAUCUGAAACGAUGGCUGGCAUUCUUUGGGCCCAAACAGAUACACAUCAUAGACGGCGAGGAGUUGGUCAAAGAUCCAGUGCCGGUGAUGCACGCUGUGCAGAAAUUCAUCGGGGUGCAGUUCAUCGACUACGCACAGCAUAUUAAGAAAUCGGCGACGAAGGGCUUUUUCUGCCCAGUGAUCAAUGGAAAGCUGAAGUGCCUUGGCAAGGGUAAAGGACGCACGUAUGCACCAAUGGAACCAAGUGCCCGCACGUUGCUCAAGGCGUACUAUGCCGAGCACAAUAAGGACUUGGCAAAAAUCCUGGGUUCGAUGAAGGUGCCUCUGCCGACGUGGCUGAAAGAAGAUCUCAGGAAGAGGGAAGCUACUGCAGCUGCUGCUGGCAACGCCGCCGAAGUGUAAUGCUGUGGAGGUACUGGCAGGUGGCUCCUCGUUCAAGCACUGCCUCGCGUGGUGUGACUUACACUGCCGUGAAACUGCAAUGGUGAACAUGUUUGUUGAGCGUGUGUGUAUGUGUUCGUUAAUGUGUGUGUGCGCUUAGCCCGACUCAAGCUUGAGUAAUAUAUACGUGCACACACACGCCGAGAUUACAAUUCACAGCGUACCUACAUGCCGCACUAGCGUGUGCGAGGACUUUGAGUACCGGCGUAUAGUAGGAUCUACUCCGUUUCUUGAUUCAACCAAUGCUUCUCCAUUCUCGUGUGCAGUGUGGUGUCAAUGGCUUGACUGAUGUCUCUCAUUCUUACCCUCUUGAGCAUUGAAGCGUUCUUCCAUUCUUCGAUAAAGUGUGAGUGUUGUGUGACAUAGCCCUUUCUAGUAGUAGUACUAUUUAUGUUUGAACUCUAGCAGUGAUGGUGGUGGUUAGUAAUGUGCAUCGUGAUAUCUGUCCUCACACUGAUGAGACUUGCUUCUUUCGUUUUUGCCAUGGCGCGCACUAGUACCGUUAUGAUUUGCUGUGCCUUAUUUCAUACCAGCCGCGUUGAUAGAGCGCUUUGUGAUCGGAAAGUUUGUGCUCGGGAAAAGAAGCCUGCAGUCCGUGGCUGUGAAGAAUCUGGAGAUAAUGAUGGACCAGCAGCAGGGAACUGCCAUGACCAUGAUACCAUGACCAAAACUGACCAAUAAUUAUUAUGUACAA
This is a messenger RNA of Sycon ciliatum, 4146 nucleotides long. RefSeq names its product bifunctional heparan sulfate N-deacetylase/N-sulfotransferase-like. The transcript is spliced from 10 exons. NCBI's taxonomy places the organism in Eukaryota, Metazoa, Porifera, Calcarea, Leucosolenida, Sycettidae. The record is from RefSeq and is a predicted model, not a curated record. Gene Ontology annotation, molecular function: deacetylase activity; heparan sulfate N-sulfotransferase activity. Gene Ontology annotation, cellular component: Golgi apparatus.